Messenger RNA from Xiphophorus maculatus (southern platyfish), 3532 nucleotides. RefSeq names its product secretory carrier-associated membrane protein 1-like. NCBI's taxonomy places the organism in Eukaryota, Metazoa, Chordata, Actinopteri, Cyprinodontiformes, Poeciliidae. The record is from RefSeq and is a predicted model, not a curated record. Bases 169 to 1215 code for a protein of 348 amino acids. The transcript has 10 exons. Gene Ontology annotation, biological process: protein transport. Gene Ontology annotation, cellular component: recycling endosome membrane; trans-Golgi network membrane.
AUUUUUCUGCUAUUGGCUAACUUGCUAAGCGAGAGCUCUCCAUCUGCAGGAGGAGGCAAAGGGGGCUGCUACCAUCAAAAACAGGCAGUCAGAUCCGAGGACUAGACCUUUUCCGGAGAAUUAGUGGUUUCUUAUUUGAAAGGAGGCAGUAAUUAGAAAGGCGACACAAUGUCUGAUUUUGACAGUAAUCCGUUCGCAGACCCGGAUUUCAGCAAUCCCUUUCAGGAUCCUUCGGUGACCCAGGUGACACGGUCGACCCCUCCUGGCGGUCUGGAGGAAUAUAACCCCUUCACAGACGCUAGAACGGCAGCACCUGGAAAUGCGCCCAAACCGACACCCGCCCCGUCCCAGAACACACAACCUGCCAUCAUGAAACCUACAGAAGAGCCGCCAGCUUAUUCACAGCACCAGACUCAGCCGCAACGUAACGAGGACCAAGCGCGUGCUCAGGCAGAGCUGCUGAGAAGGCAGGAGGAGCUGGAAAAGAAAGCUGCAGAGCUUGAUCGCCGGGAGAGAGAGUUGCAGUCCCACGGAGUAGCAGGAGGCCGCAAGAACAACUGGCCUCCACUACCAGAAAAGUUUCCCGUCGGUCCGUGUUUCUAUCAUGAUAUUGCCGUAGACAUUCCUAUUGAGUUCCAGAAGACCGUCAAGAUCAUGUACAACCUUUGGAUGUUUCAUGCAGGCACGCUCUUUGUGAACAUGUUUGGCUGUCUGGCGUGGUUCAUCGUGGAUGCCUCUCGUGGGGUGGAUUUUGGCCUGUCCAUGCUCUGGUUUCUGCUCUUCACCCCGUGUUCUUUCGUCUGCUGGUACAGACCGCUUUAUGGGGCCUUCAGGAGUGACAGUUCAUUCCGCUUCUUCGUCUUCUUCUUCGUCUACAUUUGUCAGUUCGGAGUCCAUGUUCUACAGUCGAUUGGCAUCGCUGGCUGGGGAACAUGUGGCUGGAUUGCAGCGCUAACUGGUCUGAACACCAGCAUCCCAGUCGGUAUCAUCAUGUUACUGAUUGCAGCUCUGUUCACUGCGCUGUCCGUGGGAUCGCUCAUAAUGUUUAAAAAGGUGCAUGCGCUGUACCGAACCACUGGUGCCAGUUUUGAGAAGGCUCAGCAGGAGUUUGCGACUGGCGUCAUGUCAAACAAGACGGUUCAGACCGCAGCCGCCAACGCUGCCGCUAAUGCUGCGACCAAUGCUGCUCGCGGGGCCUUCAAGCCUCAUCCAUAAACAAAACACACACAGGCCGCACACGCUCACACACCCCACCAAACACACACAACAACAAGAUGGAGACGCUCAGCUCUGGUCCUGCUGUCUCUCAGAUUCAACAGAAUAUAUUUAUGAAUGUUUCCCCUGCACAUUUAUCUUCUAAAAUGUGAAGUUAAAUAACAGACUAGUUACUAGAGUUGUUUAUCUUCACCUAAAGCCUAACAUCUGUGAAGACACUACAAAAUUCACCCUAUCUGCUUUACAGUCAGGUGACUGUCUCAAGGUGGGCUCUGUGUGUGUGGGGUGAUGUCAUCAUGCACACUUACCCACUUCUGUGCUCCCCUCAUCCUUCUGUCCCCUGUGAGCUGAUCCCAGAUCAGGCAGAAGUCACAUCUCUUGCAUAGUUAGUGAUGGUGAUGACCUCCGAACAGCUUCCUGCCUGAUGAAUUCAGUGUAGACUUAUGAGAAGUUAGAGUCUGUUUGCACAUAGUUUAGUUUUUGUUUAUUAUUAUUUUUUGAAUAACUGGACGUCAGUGUGAUGCAGUGAUACAUUAAUCGCUUUUCUUUCAUCCAUUUUUUGGACAUUUAGGACUUAAAGGUACAGUUCACUUCGUCUUGUAUCUGUGCUAAAUGUAGCAAGAUGAUAGCGUUCUCAUUAUGGAAAAAUGGAUUCAUAUUCUUAUAAUAAUUGAACAAUCCCCCAGGUAUACAUCUCAGUUCUGUUCUGUGUGCUCUUUUGCUUGGGCUGAUUCGGCAGCUUAAGAUUAUCCAGCAUGACAGCAACAAGCGUGCUUGGCACACACUACACUUUAACUUCAUUCCCUUUUUUCAGGCUUCACAUGUUGCUGGUUGAGGGGGGGAGUGACUCAAGUCCCGACUUAAAACAGCCUGGUGUAUUCAAAGUGGGGGAAAAUGCAACAAAAACCGAUGUUCCCUUUCAUUUAUGAAUGGCAUUUACUCAUUACCACACUAAGUGACUCUCUCAGUUGUUUUUGUAGCUGUUCUCACUUGUUGGAAAAACUAACGCUGCUAUUAACCUCAGAGCCGCUUGUUGUUGGGCUCCUGCUGUCCUGUUUCCUGUUCAAAAAGAAACAAAAUACCACACGUGGAGAGAACUGAAAUGCCUUUUCUCUCAGGAGAUUUUUUUUUUAUUUCUUGAGACUAACCUGCACAUAUGUUAAAAAGGAAAAAAAAAAAAAACUUGAAACUGUGUACAUGUACACUACAUAGGCUAACAGUGGCUAUCAUUUCAACUGGUUUUCCUCUGUAGGAAAUUACUGGCUCCAGAAAAUGUGUACCCAACGUAAAUACUGAAGGAACAGGGGACUGAACUGGAUGCACUCUCAGUGCCAUCACCAACACACGUUAAUUUAUUCACACUAAAGUUGUACAGACUACUGUCACUGAGGUGAAAUGUGGAUGUGCGUUUGUUUUUUUUUUCUUUUUUUGUUGUGCCGAAGCACUUCACGUAGUGAACGUGAUUGUCUGACGAUGUGCAUGAUAAACGAAUGAUAACUGCUGUGCUAAACAUUAAAUACUCCCAAAAGUAAAUGCUAGAAAGUAAAGGAUACUUCCUGAAAUAAUAAGCUUAAAUCUUGGCAGUAUUGCUUUUAUUUGAAGUUGUUUGGGGUUUUUUUGUAAUACGUUACACAUUUCUUGUUUUUACAUCCAAGUUAGUGAAAAUCAUGUUUUUAUUUAUUUUAUUUAAGUUGUUUGCAAUUUUGCCUGUGUGUGUUUUCUUUUUUGUAAUGACAUGGUUAACGCGACAACUAGGCUGCAGAAAGUUCUGCAAACACGUGUGUGUGUUUUAUGAGAGUGAGAGUAAAUGAUUUGGUAUGGAAGAAUUAAACUCCCUCAAGUGUUAUUUUAUGUCCUGAAAAGCUGUGAGAAACUACCAAAUGUGCAUAGAAAAGUUUUUCCAAAUCUUGCUUUGUGAUGUGCGCCCUUCAGUUUUACCUUAAGUUAUUACAACACUCUGCUGCAUACACCCACAUGAUUACCAUGUAUUUAUACUUUUGAAGUCGUUCUACGAAGCCUUGCCACAGUGGUUAGUUUUUUUGAUGUAUUUGGCGAGCUGGUUCUGCUGUACAGAACUGUGUGUUUUUGAAGUCUGCUGACACAAAACAGUGUUUUCUGGCCUGUGGUAGUGUUAUUCGACAGAUUCAGAGAGGAAAAGUGACACCUGUAUAUUUUGUAAAGUUUAAUCCUCAAUAUCAAUCACGUGUAAAAAAGGAAAAAAAGUUAAUGCACUCCUGUCUGGCUUUUGUCGCAUGUGAAAUAGUUUCAGUUUUGUAUAUUUAUGGUAUUAACAUUAAAUAAAAUUUGAAAGAAGUAA